ACUACCUUAAAUAACAUUCGUAUGUCAGAGCAAUAUCAUCUUCAAUUCUCCGAUUGCUUGAAGAACUUUCAACAAGAUUGCUUCAAAUUGAAGAUAAUAAUAUCAUGCAACUUGUCAUAUUGUUAAUUGCGUAUGUAGCGUACGUUGACUCAAAAGGUAUUAAACUACCCUGGCACGAUGGAGGAAAAGCUUGUACCUCUUUAAUAGCUUUGUCAACGGAACAGUCAUUUACCAAUACUUUAAUCUAUCCUGAAGGAAGAGAUGAGUGUUGGAGAAUUAGGCCAAAGGAACCGUCGGCGAAGCUUUUUAUAGAAGUUGUCGAAAGUCGUUUAAUGCCUUACGACGUAUUCUCGCAUUGUAGCGAAAAAGCCGCUAUUUACGGAAGUGAUAAAGUAGUUGGUGACACGCUGCUAAAAAAAUGGUGUGGAUUUGGCAAACAAUAUAACCUAAGUACAUUCAACGAAGCUUAUGUCCUUUUAUACGGAGGAUACGGAACUCAAUUUAAGAGAAAAUUAAAGGUAAAUUAUUAUCAGGAUGAUCGUUAUGAUGUAAAAGAGUCGAAGAAGAAUUCAACUGAAGAUAGUACCUUUUCGGAUGUGAAAGAAAUAGCUAUUGUUGGUGGGGCAUCUGUUGGAGGUGCAUUAUUUAUAUUCACUAUACUCGUUGUCUAUUAUUCAAUGAAGAAAGGUCUCUGCAUUUGCUACCAAAAACCAGAUAAUCCGAAGAAGGCAAAGAAAUAUUUAUCAUUUGAUAAAUGA
Dimorphilus gyrociliatus is the source of this 758-nucleotide messenger RNA. The record is from the annotation of a GenBank genome assembly. Lineage: Eukaryota; Metazoa; Annelida; Polychaeta; Dinophilidae.